Molecule: messenger RNA, 2058 nt
Organism: Neurospora tetraspora
Lineage: Eukaryota; Fungi; Ascomycota; Sordariomycetes; Sordariales; Sordariaceae
Product: putative MEK1 protein
Exons: 4
Coding region: 383-1942 (519 amino acids)
Biological process (GO): protein phosphorylation
Molecular function (GO): ATP binding; protein kinase activity
Source: RefSeq, a predicted model, not a curated record
UCGUCCGAACGACUCGUCUCUUCAUCCCAAGUCGCCUGUUCGCCCAUUGCACCUCAGACAACUGUCUUUCUCGACGACCUCGUUUCCUCGCCAGUCAGCAACUAGCACUAGCGAAAAAGUGAAGUCAUCGUCGCACAACUACGAUACAUAACGGCCCAGACUACCGUAGUCUCCCCAAGACGAUCUACGGCCAAAGACCAACGGCACCACUACACGUCUCGUGACCAGCUCGAUUUCGCCUCACAGGCCUCUGCCCAUUCCAAACACUGAGGCCUGUCCGGCCUCCAGAGCCUGAACCCUUUGUCUGCAGAUUCGAAGCGUCCGUCCCGCGUCGCAACCUCAACCGAGUGACAGCAAAGGCAUCUGCCAUCAACAGACCACCAUGGCCGAUUACCAAGGUCAAAGCAGCAAUGAUGCUGCCCCUAAGGCCAACCCAGGUAUCCAGGCACCCCAGCUCCAACAAGGACCAUCCCCCGUUCCCACAAUGGCGCCAGCCCCCGCACCCCUCCUCCGGCCAGCCAUCCCCGGCGCUCGCCCCGGUGGUCGGGGUCCCCCACGUCUUGGCCUUGCGAUCCCCCCGUCCCUAAGUGUCAAGCCCGUUGGCAACCCCGGCGCACCUCCGGCGCGUGCGGCGCCACCACAACUCAAACUCGCUACCCCCAUGGGUAGCACCACAAUACCACAUGAGCAACCUGCCGGACGACCAGGUGCCCAAGGCUAUAGCGCUAGCGGCGCCAGCGAUAGCAGUGCGGCCCAUAGCAGGAGUGGCAGCUUUGGCCCCGAGAGCAACCCUACCAGCGCCGACACCCGGUACAGCAAUGUUUCGUUUAUGGGCGCACAAAGGCCACACGGCACACCAGACCCCGUCUCUGCAGUUGGUUCUCUGUACUCCAAUGCCAGCGAGGGAGGUGUGGGUAUGGAACGAGAAAACAGCCUGCAUGGAUUGGAAGCAUUCGAUCAGCUUACACUGGAGAAAGCGAGGACACUAGAUGUCGAAGAGCUUGAUGACGAUGGGUGGAGGAUCGCCAUGAUGGAGAAGAGAGUCGAGGAGUUGGGACCCCUAGGCGAGGGCGCGGGAGGUGCGGUCACCAAAGCCAGGUUGAAGGGCGGCAAGACCGUAUUUGCGCUCAAGAUCAUCACAGCAAACCCCGACAAGGACGUUGCCAAGCAAAUCGUCCGUGAACUAGGGUUCAAUAAGCAGUGUGCCUCCGAGCACAUCUGUCGGUACUUCGGCGCCGUUGUCGACACCCAGUCCGCGACCAUCUCCAUUGCCAUGGAGUAUUGCGAAGGCGGUUCUCUGGACAGUGUCUACAAGGAAGUCAAGAAGCUCGGCGGGCGCACAGGAGAAAGAGUCCUGGGCAAGAUUGCCGAGGGCGUCCUCCACGGAUUGACCUAUCUCCACAGCAAGAAGAUCAUUCACCGUGACAUUAAGCCUAGCAACAUCCUUCUUUGCCGCAACGGCGAGGUCAAGCUUUGCGAUUUCGGUGUCUCGGGCGAUUAUGGCACGAAUGGCGCGGCCAACACGUUCAUCGGUACCAGUUAUUACAUGGCGCCUGAGCGAAUCACGGGCCAGUCAUAUACCAUCACCUCGGACGUCUGGUCUUUGGGUGUUACCCUGCUCGAGGUUGCACAGCACCGAUUCCCCUUCCCCGCGGACGGUACCGACUCACAACCCCGUGCCGGUCUUAUCGAUCUUUUGACGUACAUCGUCCGUCAGCCUGUGCCAAAGCUGAAGGAUGAGCCUGAUGCGAACAUUUUCUGGACUGACAAGUUUAAGUACUUCAUUGACUGCUGCUUGGAGAAGGACCCCAACCGCAGAGCGAGCCCUUGGCGUAUGCUCGACCACCCCUGGAUGUUGGAGAUACGAUCAAGGCGUGUCAACGUGGCCCGUUUCUUGGCCACGGUAUGGGGCUGGGAGGAUGAGAAGGAAGGAAAGGCAUAGUGUGUCUGCGGUGGGAACAAUCGAUCGAAACCGGCGAGUUCAGUUCAUAGGUCACGGAAAUCUUGCAAACGCCGGAAGCACAACAGUCGUGUACCGGAAGACAUCGGGAUCGCCUC